Molecule: messenger RNA, 642 nt
Organism: Trichomonas vaginalis G3
Lineage: Eukaryota; Parabasalia; Trichomonadida; Trichomonadidae
Product: organellar and viral DNA polymerase type B
Exons: 1
Coding region: 1-642 (213 amino acids)
Source: RefSeq, a predicted model, not a curated record
AUGAUUUCAACAAUCGGCACAACAACAAUUCAAGCCGCGAACGGCGGGACUCUGUCCACAACAACAGCACCAAACUCGUUAGUUAUGAAUCCUACGUCAAUGUUGGUAGAAAUGAAAAGCUUCAUUCCUUCUUCAUUUACUUUCGAAACAGAAAUCCAGAAGAUAAAGCAAGAACUUUUAACAAGUAAUUUAGACUGUAGUGCGAAAGAUGAAGAAAAUGAAGAAUAUCUUUAUGAAAUGCAGGACAUUAUUGACCAUUUGCCCAAAUUGCCUGAAAUCCAACAACAAAAACUAACCAUUCCCGAAUUUGACGAAAUUGAAGUCAAAGCAACUGACUCAGUAGAAAUAAAGAAGUUCAUACGUAAAGUAAAUUAUGAAUUCCUUGGUUUUCAUUGCAACCAUAAGGUUAUGGACAAAGAUUGCGACAUGGUAUAUAAGAAUAUUUCUGACAUAUAUAAAUCUGGGGAGUUUAAGACCUACGAUAACUUUGUUUCAUUAGUUGCAAAAUGUGUUUGGGAAAUAAGAGAUAAAGAUAGAAGAGGUAAGGUAUGGAAUGAAGUUAGUAUACAUAUCAAGGGUACGGCGGCACUGCACGCCUCCUUACCCAUGAUAUGUGAAUUUGACACUUUACAAAACCGUUAA